Molecule: messenger RNA, 540 nt
Organism: Ruditapes philippinarum (Manila clam)
Lineage: Eukaryota; Metazoa; Mollusca; Bivalvia; Venerida; Veneridae
Exons: 1
Coding region: 1-540 (179 amino acids)
Source: RefSeq, a predicted model, not a curated record
AUGGAACGGAAGCUCAGGGACUACGAGGAGAGAGAGGAGGUACAUAAUGAUAAACUUUUAGAGCUAGAAUCUAGAUCCAUGAGGGAUAACCUUAUUUUCUAUGGGUUGCAGGAACCGGAAACGCCGAAGCUAGGGGAAACACCGGAAGUCGACGAUUGUGAAAAACUAGUAAGACAACUACUGAAGGACAAACUAAACAUUGAUAGAACAAAUAUAGAAUUUAACAGGAUACACCGACUAGGCAGUAAUCGUGCAAAAAAACCACGGCCAAUUGUUGUUAAUUUUCAGCGGUCGGCAGACAAAGAGGAAAUCCGAAUGAAAUCCUACAAAGAGGACGUUAAGAAACUGCUAAAUGAUUCAAAGAUGGGUAUCGGGGUCCAAAUGCCACAAGAAUACCGUGAUGCAAGACGAGCACUUUCAGACUCUGCGAAGGACGAAGCGAACCUUGGAAAGAACACCCGUAUCGUGGGAAAUAAACUAUAUGUUGACAAUAAGUUAACCAAGAAAUUUAUUAAUGGGAAAGUAUUUAUCUAUGACUAG